AUGGGUGUUCGAUCUGCUUCUGUGCCUAGAGGCCACAUCAGCCUGCAUGCUGGGUUCAUCCUACUCCAGCCUGUGUUCCUCAUUGGUCUGAUCGUGACAGGUAAGCUUCGUCGCCCCCAUGUUUCAGGCGGAUUUACUUCGGCGUCUCCACCGUGGACUGCUUUCGGGCUGACUCCCAAGGUUCGUUCAUUCAGUUGCACUGUUUCGACCUCGUUUACUGACCCCACGCGUUUUCCUCUCCGCCAUCGGUUUUCGGAAGGCUCCCGUUCGACCAACCUACGACAGCUUCUACGUGGAUCCUGGAAAGGCGAUCCUACAGUUGGUGGCCAUAAGGCAGGAGUGGUGCUGCUGAUCUGUUCUUGGACCACUGGGCUCUACCCUGCUGCUGGACCUCGGCUCUCUUGCACAUGCAGCCUCCUUACCUCGUCAGACGUGCUCACGGCGGCCUUUAGGAAGUCGUGGACUUCGCCUCAACAGCUCCGUUCUUACGUGUUCACUCGCGAAAGCAUCCAUGCACCUGUGCGCUGCGGCCAUUGCCAACGCCAUGCAAACCCCUUUUUAUCAUGGUUCAAUGUCCGCAAUCCCUCCGUCGGACCGCAUCCGAUCGAAGCGGAUCGCGGUUCUUGGUACAAGUCUUUUCCUCCGCCACGAAAGAAGCCAUCACUUGGCAAGAUGGCCCACUCCAACAACCCCGAUGUGCCUAUGGAAGAGGAGGAGCUCGAUGCUUCUUUCUCCGUUGAGUCUUUCUUUGCAGACGAGCCAGAGUCUCAUGCUGGUCCCUCUGCACCGCCUCCUGCUAAGAAGCUGUGCGGUGAAGGCUCCUCCUCUGCCCCGCCGGCCCCUGCCAGUGGUCCCCGCGUCUCGUUGCCUCGCGGCAACGCGGCUCCCCCCCCCCCCGGCCCGCUGCUGCGCCGCAGCAGACGAGAUUGCCUGUCCACCAUCAUUUUCCCUGAUUCUGUUGAGUCGCACCGCUACAAAAUUGUUGACCGCGUCCGUCAGUGCCUGCGUGGCCGCGACUUUGGCGGGGUCGUUCCCAAGUUUGACCACGCGCCAGGAGAAAUCCUGCGUCUUCCUCGCAAGUCGUACUGCCGACAAAUCCUGCAGUGGCCUACGCAGGAAGCGGCUCUUCGUUUCCGCAACGUGCUUCCGCUCACGUACCGUGCCGAGGGUGUGAAUGCAGAAAUCAAGUUCUACCAGGAUCCCGAGCCUGAAUACUCCGCCGCCAGGGCCGCCGGCACCACCCAUCUCGUCAUCCGCAACGUUCCCAUUGGUUUCGCGACCGCCGACAUCCUCACCCUCCUCACCAGGGAACGUCGUUUGCCUGAUCGGAGGUGGCUGAAGGAGAUCCGCCACUUCCAUAAGGUCUAUGAUCCGUACGAAGAUGCGUUGCUGCCCCAGCUGCAUGGCAUCUCGAUUGCGGUUGAUGAUGACCUGCAGUUCCAGCGUGUCCCUGCUUUCAUCUGGCUCCCGGGGAUCCGAGAUCCUCUCAUCCUCAAUUUCUCCUCACACUCCUGUGGUGUCUGCAACAGUAACCACCGGACCCCUGAUCACAGUGGGUUCGCGACUGCACGCAAUGGGCGUUUGGCGAAUCAGUACCAGAUUUCGCUGGGUCAGCUUCAGCAUGUGAAUGGUACGGGCAUACAAUAUGCGCUAAUCGCAGCAUCUGUCUCCUUUCUCUUGUCUAUCUAUGUUUGUGCGAUGCAGCAUCUCAAGUCCCCGGCUCAUCAGACCCGUCUGCUGGACACCGUCAAGAAGACGGCCCCCAUUGUGGAAAUGGGAGAUACCCCGGCGCAUCUGUUCGUCCAGAGGGGUGCUAUUGCAAAAUUCCUUGCCGAGGAAGAAUGA
This is a messenger RNA of Closterium sp. Yama58-4, 1845 nucleotides long. The record is from the annotation of a GenBank genome assembly. Lineage: Eukaryota; Viridiplantae; Streptophyta; Zygnematophyceae; Desmidiales; Closteriaceae.